UCCCAGGCUGCACGAUGCUUGGCAGCAUCCAUCCACUCGGCAGCAGCACCAGCCAGCGCUCACACGGCACCAGACUCACCGGAUGCUUUCUUCGCCCACGGCAGGACGCUCGGACGCUCGCCUUGGAUUACCCCCCAUCAUCGUCGGACGCGUCCACGUAGCUUCCCACGGAGGCGACACCGACAGCAUGUGUGAAGGGGUAGGGCGGGCCAGGGGUGGGGGAUGAGAAAAAUCGUGUAGAAAUCGUCGUUGCUGACCAGCUCCUCCGUUCCCUCCGCCCAAUGGCUUCGGACACUUGUUUACAUCCGUGGGAUUUGUCCGCCUUUUGGAAUUACUCGGUGUCGGCCGGACGCUAAAAGACGUUCAAUCGGAAGGAAUACUAGCUCGUAAACAUCCCGUCAGGUCAGCCCAUCCACGCGCCGCAUGAGGGGACGCGCAGUGCGCCCCUGCGCCGCGGUACUGCUGUGACUCGGUGGCCGGGAACACUGCAGAGACCUGCCGGGCCGAUGCUGCGAGGCCAGGGCAUGCUGAAGAACCGCUGCUGCGUCCUGCUUGGUGACCUCAGGCUGCUCCUGCUCGGGCCGCCGGCGCCUCCUCCGCCGCCGCAGCUCAGCCCCAUGAGCGGACAAGCCACGCAGAGCCGCGAGCCGGCGGGCGUCGCCGAGCGAGGCACCCCGCCCGCGGCCGCGACCGCGGCGGCAGCCCCCGUCGCCGCCGGGGCCGAGCGAGGACCGGCAGUGCCGGGCUGGGUGGACGCCGCGGAGCUUUCGGCGGCGCUGCGUGGAUGCGGCAGCUCGUCGGACGACUGCUCGAAGGGCAAACUAGAGGAGAGGUUCUCCCUCACUAGCUACACGGAAAGCGGCUUCAGGACGCCCGUGUGCAGGAUCUGCUUCCAGGGACCGGAGCAUGGGGAGCUCCUGAGCCCAUGUCGCUGCAGCGGUUCCGUCCGCUGCACCCACCAACCCUGCCUCAUCAAAUGGAUCAGCGAGCGAGGUUCCUGGGCCUGUGAGCUCUGUUACUACAAAUACCAGGUCAUCGCCAUAAGCACAAAGAACCCACUGCAGUGGCAGUCUAUUUCUCUCACGGUGAUCGAGAAAGUGCAGAUCGCUGCGGCCAUUUUGGGCUCUCUCUUUCUCAUGGCCAGCAUUUCCUGGUUAGUCUGGUCCUCGUUUAGCCCGUCAGCGCGCUGGCAGCGCCAAGACCUGCUCUUCCAGAUUUGCUAUGGCAUGUACGGCUUCAUGGACGUCGUCUGCAUAGCGUUGAUUGUCCACGAGGGCCCUUCAGUGUUUCGCAUCUUCCACCGCUGGCAAGCCGUCAACCAGCAGUGGAAGGUCCUCAACUAUGACAAAACUAUGGACAACGUUGACCUGAAGGACGUUGCGGCAGAUAGGACUCAUCAGCCCGGACGGGCUUACCAGACCGGGCUCGGGACGUCGGCUUCCACCUCAUCGCUAAUGGCGGUGGCGUCCACGGCCGGCGGCUCAGCGCCUGCCGCCACUGUGGGGCCCGGGGUCCCUGACGGUGGUGCGGCGGCCGACCCGCAUUGCCCCUACAAUCUCCUACAGCUGCUCAGCCACCUGAGGCCGUCAGAGCCCCGCAACCAAGCCGGCGGGAAUGCUCGAGAGCUGGUCAUGAGAGUCACGACAGUCUGAGGAGUCAGACGAGGCCUUAUAUGUAGUUUCUCUCAUGCAGGGGGCUGAGCGGAGCGGCUGAACUGUACUGAACUGAACUGAUAACAUCUUCUUGUUUGCAUCACCGCUGUCCUUCCAUGGAUUAAAUAAAAUAAGAAAUUGGUUCAUUUGCAAAGAUGCCUGGAAAAUUCUUCUUAUGGUGAUAAUUGCUUCAUGUGACCUUUUCAAAUCACUGCUACCUACAGCGAUAGACUCAUUCGCUGCCUACCCUCAAUGGAUUGGAUGUCUAAUGCUGUCAAUGGCAGCCAGUAAGUCACAAUUGGCAGAUUUGUGGUCGCCGUAAUGCCAACAUUUGAUCAACCACUUGUCGCUAAGCAGAAUUUCUAGAGCUCAAUCAUAACUACAUGCUGUUGUCCAAUAAAAAAAAUAUAUCUGAUAUUAGACACAACUCAGGUGAUCAUUGAAGUCUAAAUUAAAGCAACACUUGGUGCCUUUUAGUUUUAGUUGAUUUUAGCGACACCGGUGGACAAAAGCGGUAGUGUUUUGCCUGAAGGAAUACUGCGUUUACCAUGAGGACCAGCGCACACCCGCAUAGUGUCGUAAAAUCAUGAUGGCCGCCUGCAGAUCGAUUAAAUAACAUUUCUGUCUCCAGCGGCUGUGUGAAGGAUGAAAAGUAAUAAGGUAGUGAAUCCAG
Corythoichthys intestinalis (scribbled pipefish) is the source of this 2325-nucleotide messenger RNA. RefSeq names its product membrane associated ring-CH-type finger 4b (gene marchf4b). Bases 507 to 1652 code for a protein of 381 amino acids. Gene Ontology annotation, biological process: protein ubiquitination. Gene Ontology annotation, molecular function: zinc ion binding; ubiquitin-protein transferase activity. The transcript has 5 exons. NCBI's taxonomy places the organism in Eukaryota, Metazoa, Chordata, Actinopteri, Syngnathiformes, Syngnathidae. The record is from RefSeq and is a predicted model, not a curated record.